Molecule: messenger RNA, 4056 nt
Organism: Podarcis muralis (Common wall lizard)
Lineage: Eukaryota; Metazoa; Chordata; Lepidosauria; Squamata; Lacertidae
Gene: SPART
Product: spartin
Biological process (GO): negative regulation of BMP signaling pathway; cell division
Cellular component (GO): plasma membrane
Source: RefSeq, a predicted model, not a curated record
CUGCAACGGAGCCCAGAAGCUUCUUAGUGGGCGGGAAGGCGGCAAAGGACAACAGGCCGCUGACGGCAGCGGGUCACGUGACGCUGCGUGGGCCGAAGUUGCAACAGCUGGAGCGGAGCAGAUAUAGGCAGGAGGGGUCGUUUGCGGCGCGUGGCCGGGUGGGCGUCUCGCUGGAGCCUGGGAGGUCGCUGCUGCUCGCUUCCCUUACUCCUGCUGCGAUCCAGUUUUCCGUAAUGUAUCAAGAACGGGAUUCAGCUGCGCAAGAGGGUGCAAAUUUGAAGACGAUUGAAGAAGAGUACAAGGAGGCAUUUGUGUUUGUUAAUAAAGCCCUGAAUGCAGAUGAGCUUGGACAGAAGGAAGAAGCAAGGAAUUAUUACAGGCAGGGUAUUGACCACUUGCUCAGGGGAACUAGCGUCCCGUCCCAAGGUCAUGGAUGCACCGGGGACCGAUGGGAGUCUGCCAGGCAAAUGCAGCAAAAAAUGAGAGAGACGCUACAAAACGUUACUGCACGCCUAAGCAUUCUAGAUGAAAAUGCACAGCCUAAACCCAUUGCCAUGUGUCCUCCUAUGGAAGCGCCCAGGAUAUACCCAACAAUUCCAGCCAAAGAAAAACCAGAGAGGCCUCCUGUACCGAAUUCACUGAUGACUCCAUCACACCUGGCUGCAGCAGGUGGAAAUGCUGGCUGUACAAGCCAAGGGCAAGCUGCUGUGAUGAGUCCUUCAUCUGCAAUGCCCACUGAGGAACCCCCAGCUUAUACACCUGAGGCCACGGGUGGGCACUACACUGUGUCGUACGGGACAGACUCUGGGGAGUUCUCCUCGGUCGGAGAUGAUUUCUACACGAAAUGCACACAGCCUCCACCUGUUCAGACGUUGGGGGUAGAUGCUGAUGAACUGAUCCUCAUUCCCCACGGGGUGCAGAUAUUCUUUGUGAGUCCUGAUGGACAAGUGAGCGCUCCCUCGUAUCCCGGAUACCUUCGCAUUGUGAAGUUAUUGGACACGGAUGCUGCAGCAGCCCAGAAUCGCCCCCCUGCUUUCCUUCAGGUUUGUGACUGGUUGUAUCCUCUUAUGUGCAACCAGUCUCCUGUCCUCUCCUGUAGCACAGGAGUCUACAUGUUCCCUGACUUGAUGUCACAGGUGCCAGGAUCCUAUGUGGGAGUAGUGUUAUCUUCAGAACUUCCAGCUGCUGACAGAGAACUGUUUGAAGAUCUGCUAAAACAGAUGUCUGACCUUAGAGUGCAGGUUCCAGGAUCCCAUGAGGGACUAGGGUUACCGUCCCAACGCUCAAGAUCUUACAAAGAGCUUUUUGAGGAUCUGUUUAAACAAAGAUCUGAUCUCAGAGCCAAGCCUGCAGAAGCUUCUAGUGAUGCGAUUAACCUGGCCGAGACUGUACGUAUUGAGCCAGCGUCUGAAGAGAGGGAAGGAGAGUUACCUGACUGGAGUGAGAAAAUGGCCCAUGGAAUCUUAACAGGAGCAUCCUGGGUCAGCUGGGGCCUGGUCAAAGGAGCAGAAUAUACCGGGAAAGCAAUCCACAAGGGAGCUUCCAAACUAAGAGAGCACAUUCAGCCAGAGGAAAAGCCAAUGGAAGUCAACCCAACCGUAGCUAAAGGGCUGCAUGUAGCCAAGCAGGCUACAGGAGGAGCUGUGAAAGUCAGCCAGUUCUUAGUGGAAGGCGUGUGCUCUAUAGCAAGUUCUGUGGGAAGAGAGUUAGCCCCCCAUGUCAAGAAGCAUGGAAGCAAACUGGUUCCAGAAUCCCUUAAGAAAGACAAAGAUGGAAAAUCUACUUUCGAUGGUGCUCUGGUUGUUGCGGCAAGUGGUGUUCAAGGGUUUUCAACAAUAUGGCACGGUUUGGAAAGCGCUGCAAAGUGUAUUGCUAAAAAUGUGUCUAAAGAGACGGUUCAGACUGUCAAGUACAAAUUUAAAAGUAGGGGGAAAGGAGAUGAGUCUUCAGUUGCAACUAAGAGUGAAAAGCAAUAAGUAACUUGCAGUUAUCUCCAACUAACUAAUGAUUCAAGUAUUCACCCCAUCUCCUGUUUAUGUAAGAGUAUAAUAGAAAACACAUCCUAAUGAAAUAAGUAGACUUUUUCUUCCAAGACAAAAGGCCACAUCAAAAAUCUGUUGCAUACAAGGGGAUUGUGGUUUACUGGUACUUUAAGAUGUGUGCAAUGUAGUAUUUUUAUUAGCAUGGCAGAUGCACCUCAUAUAUAUUAUUUUUAUUGUGUUUCUCAUAAUAGGCAGCUUUUUUUUUUAAGUGUGUGUACACUCGUGUGAAGAAGAUUGGCAAUUUUAGGUCACCAUAAUGCAUACCUAGCAAAAUGAUCUUCAACCUGGAAGAACCCAACCCUCUGGGCAUUUAAAAGGGUCCAGAAAUCUUGCAAUGCUAAUUGUUCACUAACAAUAAAUAGCUGCGCUAGAAUAUGAGAAACAAGCUCCAAAUGUAUAUCUGCAUUGCCGCAAAAUAUUUUAAGUUCUUGGCACUUUUUAUAUCCACCUGCAUUCAAUAAAUAUUUUUAACAUGUAAACUCCUGCCCACUGUUGGUUCUGCAUAGUUGUGAGAUGGUGUGAAUACUCUUGUUCCUUUUGGCACAGCUUGAGUCAGUUUUGCUUUCUUCUAAUAUGGGUGUUUAUGGCUAAUGUCAUGGGGAAACUAACAAAAAUGAAAAUCUUUUGCUGUCCAAUUAAUUUUAUCAGAUUUGUCGUGUUCCGCAAAUAAUUCCAAGGCUGCUAUGCUGUCACAUUGUAAGAAAUAUAGUAUUAGGGAUUCUUUUCCAUUCAGUCUUAAUGUGUGUUCCGAAAUAGGCAGAUUACUACUGUGUUUGGUCAAGACCUGUAUUGAUUAUGCCAACAGCAAUCAAUGUUUCAAAGGGAGACUUCAGUUUUUUGGCUUUAAAAUUUAGUUGGCCACUGUAGUAGAUUAGCAAAGGAUAGCUUCAGCAUUUUUGUGUACAGUAUUGUUACUCUUUUGCAGCCAGUUAACAUGUAGGAUUUUAGCGUUUUAAGUAGUAGGCUGUAUUAUUGCCCUGUUUGGUUACUUUUUUAGAAUUGUUUGCAUUUUUUCAUAUGUAUCAGAAGUCCCCUUUGCAUAGUUCAUCCCAGAGUGGCAUGUGAAUAAACUUGACUUAAGCACGGCAGGAUUCCUUCAUCAUCAAUCCCAGCUGAUAAAAUGCUUUCUCUAAUACAUCACUGGAAAGGGGUUGAAAUACUUGCUUAGUUCUUCUCAACCAGAAGGAAAGUUUAUCCUCGUAUAAUUGUGGAAAUUGAGUAACUAAAUAACAAGGGGAAUAGCUUUGUGCAGUCAUCAUUUACGCAUAUACUAAGAACUUAAAGUGAACUUUGAGCAUUGUAUGGGGCCACUCUCAACUGUUUUGUAAUUUCUGGUUGGGUUGGGAGAUUCUUAAUUUUUUUCAGGGCAAAAAUGUAGAUUUCCAGACUUAUUUUUACAAUAAAAUGUAUUAACUUAUUUUAAAAAUUCUUAACAUUUUAACAGCAGUACUUUAACUAUUGUAGGGAUAACCUAUUGAACCUGGAGCUUUUAAAUUUCUCUUUGUCACAGAGCACAUUUUAUAACAUGGUUUAGUUAGCAGCUUCAGCAAAAAAAAUUGUUUUAUGUGGUAAUUCUGGGGAGACGAAAGCUUUAUCUAUCUACCAAGUGUAAGCACAACUUUGGAAUUUGCGUUGAAGGCCAAGUAAAAACUGAAGCAAGAGACAAAAACUAGGACAGACUAGCAGCCCUAAAACAUUAAGAUUGUUUUUGCUAAUCUUCUUCUGUGCUUUGGGAAGAUUUCAAAAGUGAAUCAAGCCAGUCUGUAUGCUGAUUUCAGGUUUUCCAAAUUAAAUUUAAGCAUCUACUUGGGAAUGAGGGCAUGCAUGCAAAGAUUAAACAACAAUCGUAGCAUUUAUGUACAAAUGAGGAAACUCCAUUGACAUGCUCCUUAUUUUCAUUAAGGUACGGGGAUGAUGCGGGCCAUGCUACUGACAACGCAGUGAGUUCUGCUAUCAAUGUUGGUGUGGCAGCUUUCAAUAUCGACAAUAUUGGAAUCAAAGCUAUAGUGAAGAA